AUGGCUCCUCAAAAGAGGAAAGCUGUCGACGAUUUCGUCUAUACGAUAUCGGACGACGAGGGCGACGUCGUCGAAGCUGCCACCGAGACUGCUCCGCCGAAAAAGAAGAACAAGAAGGCCCGGGCACCCGACGACAGCGGUGUAUGGGGCCAGAACGAGGAAGACGAUGGCGCCAUGGCGUCCGACUUCGAGUUCCUGGGCGACGCUGCCGACACGCUCGUCGACUUUGACGGCGACUGGGGGUUCGACGGCGCCAAGAAGGGACUGACGGAGAGGACAGACGUUCUCGACGGCAUCAUCAGCAGGCGGCGGAAGGGGGCAGACACCGAAGAUGGUGAUGCGACUGUUCAAGACGACGCCGCGGAGGACGACGAGCAAGAAGAAGAUGACGAGGAUGACGAGGAUGUCGAUCUCGACGAUGACGACGACGAGGUUCUUGCAGCCGAUGCUUUCGGUAUGGGUGCCCAGGACGAGGAUGAGGAAGAGGAGGAUGAGCACAUGGAAGAUGGCGAGGAUGAAGAGGACGCCUCGGAUCACGAGUCUGUCGCAACAGCCAAUGAGCACCCCGAGGAUGCCGCGGAGGCCAAUUCCAGUGACGAAGAUGAAGAAGAUGAAGAGGAGCUCGCCAGGCAAAAGGAGUUUUUCGCUCCCGAGGAGACGGUCAAGCCCGGCAAGAAGGGCGCCACCACAUCUUUCCAGAGCAUGAACCUUUCUCGACCCAUCCUCCGUGGUGUCGCCGCCGUCGGCUUCUCCAAUCCUACCCCGAUUCAGGCAAAGACCGUGCCCAUAGCUCUCAUGGGCAAGGAUGUCGUGGGCGGUGCGGUUACUGGUUCCGGAAAGACGGCCGCAUUCCUCAUCCCCAUCCUCGAGCGUCUGCUCUAUCGCCCCAAGAAGGUCCCUACUAGCCGCGUCGUGAUCCUUACCCCGACGCGUGAGUUGGCGAUUCAGUGCCACUCCGUUGCUACGAAGCUGGCCAGCUAUACGGACAUCAAGUUCUGUCUGGCUGUGGGUGGUCUGAGUCUCAAGAUGCAGGAGGCCGAGCUGCGCCUGCGCCCGGAUGUCAUCAUUGCUACGCCCGGUCGUUUCAUCGACCACAUGAGGAACUCUGCUUCCUUUGCAGUGGAGACUGUUGAGAUCCUCGUGCUGGAUGAGGCUGAUAGGAUGUUGGAAGACGGGUUCGCGGACGAGCUCAACGAGAUUCUGAACACUAUCCCCAAGUCUCGCCAGACUAUGCUCUUCUCUGCUACUAUGACAUCGUCGGUCGACAAGCUUAUUCGUGCCGGACUGAACAAGCCUGCUCGGGUGAUGGUCGACUCGCAGAAGAAGACUGUCGGAACCCUUGUGCAGGAGUUCAUUCGGUUGCGGCCCGGCCGCGAGGAUAAGCGCAUGGGUUACCUCGUCCAUCUUUGCCAGAAGCUGUACACGGAGCGCGUCAUUAUCUUCUUCCGGCAAAAGAAGAUUGCUCAUCGCGUUCGUAUUGUAUUCGGCCUCCUGGGCAUGAACUGUGCGGAGCUGCACGGUAGCAUGAAUCAGGCGCAGCGUAUAGCUAGCGUGGAAGCUUUCCGUGAUGGCAAGGUCAACUUCCUCCUGGCUACCGAUCUGGCCUCUCGUGGUCUCGAUAUCAAGGGCGUCGACACGGUCAUCAACUACGAAGCUCCCCAGUCACUGGAGAUCUACGUUCACAGAGUAGGUCGUACCGCCCGUGCCGGCCGCAGUGGUGUGGCCGUGACGUUAGCCGCCGAGCCCGACCGCAAAGUCGUCAAGGCCGCCGUCAAGGCCGGCAAGGCACAGGGCGCCAAGAUCGCAAGCCGUGUCGUCGAGGCCGCCGAGGCGGACAAGUGGCAGGCGAAAGUGGACGAGAUGGACGACGAGAUCGAGGAGAUCCUGGUCGAGGAGAAGCAGGAGAAGCAGAUGGCGCAGAUGGAGAUGCAGGUCAAGAAGGGCGAGAACCUGAUCAAGCACGAGGACGAGAUCAAGUCGCGGCCCAAGCGCACGUGGUUCGAGUCGGAGAAGGACAAGAAGAAGGCCAAGGAGGCCGGCAGGGCGCAGCUCAACGGCGGGAAGGACGACAAGCUGCAGAAGAUGAGGGACACGCUCAAGAUGAAGAACGACGGCAAGCUCAGCAACAAGGACCGCAAGAAGCUCGACUCGCGCGCCGAGAGGGUCGGCGGCGGGGGCGGCAUCGUGCUCAAGAAGACCGAGGGCGACCGCGCGGGCCAGGGCCCGGCGCUGCAGCACAAGCACCGCAAGGGCAUGGGCGCCGCCGGCAAGGCUGGGGGCAAGGGCGGGAAGAAGGGAGGCGGUCCCAAGGGCAAGAGGAGGUAG
Thyridium curvatum is the source of this 2325-nucleotide messenger RNA. RefSeq lists its product as uncharacterized. Gene Ontology annotation, molecular function: nucleic acid binding; RNA helicase activity; ATP binding. The record is from RefSeq and is a predicted model, not a curated record. Bases 1 to 2325 code for a protein of 774 amino acids. The transcript has a single exon. NCBI's taxonomy places the organism in Eukaryota, Fungi, Ascomycota, Sordariomycetes, Thyridiales, Thyridiaceae.